Messenger RNA from Varanus komodoensis (Komodo dragon), 9260 nucleotides. It is a transcript of the gene ALMS1, whose product is annotated as ALMS1 centrosome and basal body associated protein. The transcript is spliced from 20 exons. The coding region runs from base 62 to 8788 and encodes 2908 amino acids. Gene Ontology annotation, cellular component: centriole; cytosol; centrosome. Lineage: Eukaryota; Metazoa; Chordata; Lepidosauria; Squamata; Varanidae. Gene Ontology annotation, biological process: regulation of centriole replication. The record is from RefSeq and is a predicted model, not a curated record.
UGCUCGCGGGGGGUGGGGGGCGCGCGGAGAGGCCGCUGGCUGCCCCCGAGUCGCUUCGGCCAUGGACGGGCCCGAGGAGGAGGCCGGCCAAGUUGCUCCUGUUGCAACGACACCCCCUCACCAUGGACUGAAGGAAGAGCUAUUAAGCCAAAGCAGCAGUGUAACCCAGAUUUCGAAUGCCAGUGGUGUCUCCUUGGGAGAAGUGAUCAGACGUAGAUCUGUCAUUAAUCAGGAGGUGGAAGCAUGGUACCAGCCUCGUGCAGACGUGGACACCAGCAGCCUGACAGCGGCUGUGGGGGGGAGCCUUGGCCAGCUGCCUGGAACCCGUGGCUUGCUAGAGUUUCCAAGCAUGGAGGAAGGCUCAUUUACUCCCACAGAGGAACCUAGAAGGCUGCAAGCACCCAGCAUCCCACACACUCCUCUCCUGGAAAUUCAGGACAGUUGCCUGUCUCCCAACCUCCCACUGCAGACAACAUGCUCAGCACAAGGCCGGACAGUCUUCAACGAGUCUCUCUUUCAGCAAACUGGAAUGGAUUUUGCUCCUUUGAGAGGAAUUCCAGAUGUUUCUGGUACUUCUUCUGAGGAGACUUCAAGACAUUUACAGAUGAGUGAGGCUGUGCGACUGGCAGGCACAGAAGUUGGAUCAGACUCUUCCAGUGACAGAUUUUCUCUGUCCCAGCACCCUCUGGCUUUCAGCAUUGUGACACCCGGCAGUACCAGCCUUGGUAGUUGUCUGUCCCAGCAUCCUCUUUCUCUUUCUGGACACAUAGCUAAGGAUCAGCAACAUUAUGUUGAAGAGCAAACAACUCAUCUUGCUAUAGAUGCUAAAACCUUGGGUUCCACAGAUGAGAAUUCUGGAGUCUUAGGUUCCCGGAAGUUGCUAAAUUGGCAGGAAGCAAUGCCUCUCCCGCCAAAGGAAUCCCAAGGAAUUGCCUCAGGCCAGGAUCUGUUCCUUUUGGACAGCAAUGUGCCAGCUCCUCUCUUGCUUGAAAUGCUGGAGAAAGAGGUGGGGGUAUCAGAACACUGUGGGUUCUCCUCUUCAACUAGUUCUUCUUGUAAAAGUAUGGUGGGAAACGAUCAGGAAGAAAAUGUAAUGAGCCAGCUAGUGGAGAAAGUAGUUCAGGUGGAAAAGGAGCCAGAAACUUCUGUAGAACCACAUCAACAAGAAUGCAGAAGCAUUCCUCAACCUGACUCAUUGAAGUUGCUUUCUGACCCAGAGGGAAGGCCCUUUAAAAUUGCCCGUAACUCACAGGUGCUGGUGUCAUCCAAAGGACAGAGGAUGGCUUUGGGAGACGCUUGUGCUAUUACUGGGAUAUCGCCAAGCCCUUUGCUGAAGAAGCCACAGAUGCAGCACAUUUCUGAAACUAUAUUUGAAGAACAAAAAGGACAGAUUGUUUCAGUACCAGCUGACUGUAGACCUAAUGCUCCUGCAGCCCUCCAGCCAGUCAUUGUGACUCCAGAACAUGGCGAUAAAUGCAGCAAGCAGGUGGACAAUGUGAUAGAAAUCCGGACAGGAGAGAGCAAAAAUGAAUUAACACUUUCAGAUGUAAGCAUCGAAAGAGAGCAUAAAGAUACUGGGGUUUCACCUUCCUUUGAUGAGAGAUCUUUUGUUGGAUAUCUGGCUCAUCCAAUUCAUCAUUCUACCCCAGGGAUUUUUCUAACCAGAAGCCUGAAGCAGGAAGGACCUGGUAAGGCAUUCCCAGUGACAUCUCUUCUUCAGGCCUCUCUGUCUUGCUUACCUGAAGAGAUUUUGAAGAAUUCUUGUGUCACCACGUCCAUUCCUUCAGUGGAAGGACCUCGUGUGAUGUCACUGGAUGAUACUCCUAUACCCUCUGCUGAAGAGCCCCUUACACUCCAAAGCGAACAAGAAGAAAAGCUUGAAAACAGUGAUGGUCUUAGAGAUCUGCAUCUUCUUGAAAGUAGAAUUCAGACUCUACCUUCUCUUAGCUUCAUGGAGAAGGUCGGGGCAUGGAACGUGAGCCAUUCAGCUGAGAGGAUGUCCGAUGCGUUGACUUCACAUGGCUCAAGUGACACUUCUCCUCGGCAGAAGGCCUAUAGUGCUGUUGCAGAUUCCUUAAACCGCAUGUUGUUAAAGCAGCAGAGCCAGGCCGCUCUUAAGGGAGGGGUGGGUGCAUCAGUCUCUGGGCCAAACCCUCAGGGUAACAUGCAGUCAUGCAAUGAAGAGCCACUUCAUGCUUUACCACUUACCCAGUCUCAGUCAGAAAACUCUGUCAUUGCAAUAACGAGAGAGAUACCAAGGGCUGAAGUAGGUCAUGAAACAGCUCCAGGUGACGAUCUUCAAGCAGCAAAUGACUCAGACAGUAAUUCGGGAGCUUCUGCAGUUAAGCAAAGUGCAGCUAAUAUAGACAACUCACUUGCUCCACGUUAUACAGCUGUUCUGGUCUCCACUCUGUCCAGUGAUGAAGAAACCAUUGGAAGUGUUGACAGAGGAAGGAGUUCAAAUCCAGAUCAGCUUAUUACAAGUGAAAGGGUUGCAGAACUGCUCAGGAAUGAAGCCAGCCUUUUAAGUGAUAGCCGAGACAAAUAUGGCUCUCAAGAUAAUACCAAAGAGGUGCCGGGCAUUCAUCUUUGCACGAGCCAGAUUGGAAUGGACCGCUUUGGAGAUGUUUCACCAGAUAGCUUGAAUCAAAUGAUUAAUUCCAGGGCAGGAAGCUGUGCUGAUUUGCGACUUUCCUCAAGACAAUCUUCAAGACGAUCUUCAUUGGUUUCUGGAAAGUUGCAUAGCAGUUCAGAAGAUGGAUUACAAACUCCAGAUGACAGAGAGAUAAAUAUAGAAGCAAGAAUACCAGUAUAUCUCCGUAACCUUGGCAUCGAUCAGUCACCAACAUCUAUACUGUCUCCGUUUAUGCCCCAAGGGCCAAUCAGAGAAAUAGAGUUGUCUCCAACUGAGCCUGGAACACUGAAGGCAUCUGUAGGUUCAUCCACACAGCGCUCACAGUUAUCAGAAGGAGACUCACAUUUGGUGGUCGAUGCCAUGCAGUCAAGCGUGAACUCUUCCACGCUUAGUGUGCCUGCUGCCGCAGGGUCGGAUACUGGCCCUGGUGUUCCGUUGCCCUCAGAGUGCUCCCAGCAGCCUUCUAGCAACCCUCUCAGCCAGUGCAGCAGAGUCUGCCGCCAGUUGGAGUUGUGCACCCCCACACCACAUUCCCUCGAGGGCAGUGCUCAGGCUCAGGCUGUGGCACCGGCUCCCGCUCCCCCAUCAGCAGAACAGCAUCAAGUAACUUCAGCCAACUUCCAUUCCGGUGGGGAUGGAUCCACAGAAUGUGCACGGAUCCUGAUAGGCAGACUUGAUUCAGUGGACUGUGUGGGAAGUCAGGAGAAGCUGUCUUCAAGUUCUGUGUCUCAGGAAAAAGAUGAAAAGGGUGUAAGUGAGGAAAUCAAUUCUUCAAGAGUAAUUCCUGAAGGAGAAAAAGACAAUUCCAUCAUAGGGUCCAGAACACUGAAGGAGAUUCAAAUGCUUCUGGAAGAAAACGAAUCUAUCACUCCAGGUGGAAACUGUAGCUCGUCCUCAUCCAGCUCUUCCACAGAUCAGGACAGCUCAUUCAAACAAAUGGCGAAGGUUGAUGGCUCAGGAGAUCCUGGAUCCUUCAGAGGAAGCAGUCCAAGGGUGCAGAGAAUGUGGUCCUGGGAUGAAACACUAACCAGGCAAAACGUGCAUGAGGACAGUGGGCUCACCAAGGCCCUUAGCUUCACUGGGAAAUGGGAAGGUUUGCUCGCUAUGAACGUUUGUAGCAGUGAGCCUGUUUCACUGGAAGAGCUGAGGCCAGCAUCCCAAAUGACUGGGGAAGGACAGAGGAUGGGGAGGGCUGUCAGGCGAUCAGAGCCAGAAGGCUGUCAUAGUGCAGCGGUGAGUAAAAAUCUGCCAGUUUUAGUAAACACUGCCAUUGACAGAGAACUGCGCCCCACCAAGGAGUGCAAAGAAUUCCAGGCCUCUGCUAGUGUGGCGCCCCUCGACAGCGUGUCUGACAUUUUGGGGAGCUUUCAGCAAGUACUGAAGAAAACCAUGGAACCUGGCAGCAAAGAGACAUGUAGUAGCUGUGACAGUGAGAAUAGCAGCGGUGUGGACUCCCUGAGUAUCAAGGUGAAGCGCCUUCUGCAACGUGAAUGGCCCGCGGUUCACGCAAGGGGUCGUGCCGAGGAGGAGGAGCGUGGCGCAUGUGGUCGCGAGCUCCUCUCAGCCGGAGCCACUGUACCUGCCUGCAAGGGAGACAGCGGUCCUCCAGCGAGUGACGGCGGCAGCAGCAGCUCGGACUCUCUGGCUGCCCGUGUGAAAACUCUUCUGGAAGACGAGAGCCCCGUGGUGCAUGCGCCUCGGAUAUUACAGAGAGCCGAAGAAGAAGAAGAAAAUGCACAUGCCUGGGUGAAACAGAAGGAGGCUGCACAGCCCAUCAACUCACUGCUUGACCUAAAUGAGGAAGACCGGAAGCUCAUCGAAGAAAUCAAGAGAGGACAACUUCUGACAGCCAGGAAAAUUAGGGUUCUUAAGGAACAGCUGAGGGCAAGUGGCUAUGAAAGAAUUCCUAGCCAUAGUCCAGUUCCGAAGAUUGAUACAGGACUUUCAAGUAUUCCAAGUAGCAAUGAGCUGCAAAAGGCCAUUCAGGCCCAGGGUUGCCAAGUGGUUGAAUUUCCAGAGGUGAAUGCAAUUCAGACUAGACCAGAGUCUGGAGCUGACAGUACUCUUCCAAGUAAUUCAGAGAUUAAGCCCUUGAACAGUGUCCAGCGUCAUACCUGCAGCACGCCUCAAACAGAAUCUGACAACCUCUUGGGUUCCAGGGACGGUUCGUGUGUGCCCCUGUGUGAUUCCACAGGCGCACAUCUGAUGGGCCUGACAGACGCCUCUGAGCCAGUCAUAGCGGAGGAAGGGAGUGUGUCAGCCCAGGCAAAGCGGACGGUGGGCAACUCUCCUAUGGAAGCUGCCAAGCAAAUUACUUCCAUCACAUUCGCUUCCCGUAAAAGGUCAUCUUCUCCUUCUCGUGUGCCCUGUGCAGACAUUUUGGAAGCUGCUCCUCAUGAUCUGGUAGCCUUGGAAAUCCACUCUGCUAGCAGUGAGAAACCGAAGCCUAGUCAGCAGCAGCAGCAAAGUGAAAAGCCCCUUGCUUUGACAAGUCCAGCAGCCAUUUGUUUACCAGAUAAGAGUGUUGAAUUUUCUCCAGAUGGAGAAUGCCAUCAGCAGGUGACCAUAGUUGUCAGCAAGAAUGAAUCUCAUCAAGAAAAGGGCCUUGCAUCAGGGGAAAAAGCCCAAGCCUGUAUUGAGCAAAAUGUUCAUCUUAUUACAGAAAAACUUGAGGAAACCCAGACUUCUUCGCAAGUUUUUACCAGGCUGAGAAGUUACGACAAGCCUUUAGAGGAAGUGUAUAAUAACAAAUCUAAUCCCAAAACAAUAAUGACUGAUCAGCUCAUUACUGUGAACCGUGCUGUACAAAUUACAGAUCUUGCUUGUUUCCAAGAUGGCAUGGAAAGCUCUGAUUCAAUCCCUGAGCCACUUUUCCCAAAAGGUGAAGAGAGUGUGUUGACCCAAGAGAAUACGUUUACUUCUGAUUCAUAUCUGUGCAGGGUUCGAGAGAUGGACACUGGAAGUAGCAGUCUCUUAUCUUCUUCCUCUGACCACAUUUUAACAACCAUGCCAGGCUCUCCAUCUACAACCAGGAAAGCCCUGUCUGGUGUCCACAUUACUCUGUCUCCAAAGCUUAUUGAUUUGGAUCUUUCAAGUCCAAUGGAUGCUACAGCUGAAAUGAGACAAGUUGUUGGCUUUAGAACCAGUUCCCCACCAGCAACUAUUACUGCUCCAACUCCUUCAUUAGGCACUGCCUCUAAGUUAGAAUCUGCAGAAGUUCCCCCAAAGACCCAAGAUUCUUCCUAUUUCCCAAGAGCACCAUCAUCAACAGAUUCUCACUUUAGGGAAUCCCAUGCUCCAUCUGAAACAAAACAAACCCUAUACCAAAGUCAGGAGCUACGGGGAAGCAGGCAGAAUCUUUCAGCAACAAAUCUAGGAAGCGCUGAAGUUCUGGCUUCAGGUGGACAGUGUCUAGAAGAUAACUCAAAGACGACAGCUGCUUCUCAAACAGAAAGGAUGUCAUCGGAUGCCAUAACUCAAAUAACAAUGGAAAGCCCUGAAAAGACGACCUAUUCUGCAGAGAUAUUUGUCAGCGCUGACAAUGGUGAUGCUCUGAGCCUGCGUCAGAGGAGCAGUGGCCUCCUGAGCACCACAAUGCCUGCUGUGAAGCAGGUCUCCAUUUUGACCAGAGAGGAUGCCUUCCAGGAACAUGCAUCUCACCAGAAUCUGCCUCAUUUGUUCUUGAGGGGAAGCAAAGGGCACAGCCGUGCUGUGAACCCAGAUCUCGGAUCCAAGAGCGGCGUCGACUUCUGCAGAAGUGAAAGCACACUCUUGUUGCUGCCAUACAAGUCCCCUCAGAGUCCAGAAGUGUACUACCUCCCUUGUCCAAAGGAAGUGCUCAGACUCUCGCGUGUCAGGUCAGAGACCACCAUGGAGAGCUCCCACUCAGGAUCAAACGAUGCGGUCCCACCAACAUUCCCAGCACAUGUGCUUGGCUCAGGGAAUGAGAUUCCUCCAGAUGCUAUAGCUAUCAAACACAAAGAGGGCAUUUAUAGUAAAAGGGCUGCACUUACAGAUGCUUGGACAGAAGAAAAAGUGGCAACACAGAAAGGUGUUAAAGAAAAUGCCAAAAUCAGGAAUCCCUUGGAAUCCGUUAAAACAGUUCAUUCAGUCCUCAGACCUGCUCAGUUUUACCUGCACCAUCCAGUGGCUCUGCAGCAUGAAAUUGACUUCCUUCCUGGGGAUGAGGCCUUGGGGCAGUGUGCAAGAAAAGAGCUUCCAGUCCUUUCUUCAGAAGAUGUCUCCCACUGCAGGGGAAUUCCAGAGAGAAAUCAUCAGCCAAAAGCGGAAGAACAGUUAUCCCCACUGACUGCUCAGCUAAAUUACAGUUUUGUCGAGGAAUUAAGGUUCAGUAAGACUUUGGAGAGAGACUUUCUAAGACAGGAAGUAGCCCAGCAGGAUGGGAGGAGAGCUAGUCAUGAAAUGGUUAAAGAGCUACCUUCUCCAAGCAGCCAAAGGAUCCACUUAAAAGAGAAACCAGAGGCUAAUUUCUCUUUGUCGCAAAAUGCUUAUUUCACUAGUGGUUUAGAUGAACUCUGGUCUAAAUACUUAGAGCGUCAGAAGCAGCAUCAGCACCGUAAUCCUGGUAGCAGCAGAAAUGAGCUGUCUCUAGUAGAGCGACUUGAUCGAUUAGCUAGACUCCUGCAAAACCCUGUGCGGAACGCCCUGGUCCCUGCUGCAGACGAGCAGAGCAGUGUGCAAGCGGCCCCGAAGAGGAGUGAGCCCAGGAAGAUCAACACCCAAGGAAGAAUGACACACAGAAGUAACUGCACAUUCCAAAACACUGUAGGAAAGGUGGAAGAGAGCCCCAAUACCGUGAGAAAGGCACAACCAUCAAAAGCCAGGCACCAUAAAAUUCAAAAAGCUGUUGACCAGAUGGGUGGACGUUUAGAGCAGCAUCAGGACUCCGAUACUCUGAGUUGCAUCUCUUCAGGGCUGAGGAACGUCAAAGAUAGCAGCGUGUUCACUGGCCUCACCUCUGAGUCAGAAGGGACUCUUCCAGAAACAGAAAGUGCCACUCAGACAGAGGCAAGUAGUUCUGUCUCCACCAUCAACACAGCCCGACUGAUCCGGGCUUUUGGGCACGACAGGGUUCAGGUCUCUCCAAAACUGUCCCAACUGUACAGCGCCAUCAGCGUGCAGAAGACCCGCUCGGAGAAGUGGGCCAAGGGAAGCAGGAAAGACCAGGGAGCAAGACCCUCCAAAACGGCUCGUGUGGAGCAAGAAGGAAAGGAUGCUCAGGCAACUGACUCUUUCGUUUCAUCAGAUUCCACCUCUACCAUGAGCAGCUCCCGAGGACCAAGCUCUGCUCUCAGCAACAAGCGGAGCGCCCGCAUGUUAAACAAGGCCGUGCAGGCAGGAGACUUUGAGAUAGUGAACAGUGCAACGAAGAAGCACACCCGAGAUGUUGGGCUGACCUUCCCCACCCCGAUGUGCAGCCGGACCAGGCUGCAGGGAGACUCCAGGAGCGGAACAGCGGACGAGUGUGCUCAGCCAGAGGGACUCGCUUCAGCAAGGGUUUCCUGGUUUGUUCCUACAGAGGAUUUAAAAUUUCACCCCAAGAAAAGAUCUGGAUCUAGCUUUAUUCCUGAUCCUGGUCCCUCCUGGUUUGAACCGCUAUCCAGCCGGAAGCCGUGGCGAGAGCCCCUGCGGGAGAAGAACUGGCAGGAGGAUCACGGUGGCCUUCAGGUGCGUCUGGCAGCUUCAGCCAGAGACAUUGAGAAUAAGCCACCCCCGCCUUUUGUGAAAAUGACGCUGCAGGAGGCUCUCGCACUGCACCGUCCUGAUUUCAUUUCCAGCUCUGGGGAACGUGUGAAGCGCCUGAAGCUGAUCAUAGAAGAAAGGAAACUGCAAAGCGUGCUCCAGGGAGAAAGAGAAGAGUUAUUUAAUCCUCCCGAAGAGAGGAGGAGUUACAGGAAUGCCAGUUGCCUCCUUCCUAACAGAGACUACCGGACUAUACGGAGGAGAAGAGCCAUUCCUAAAAAUGAAAUGUUUCAAAGAUCCAAACGUAUCUAUGAGCAGCUGCCCGAGGUGCGAAAAAGGCGAGAAGAAGAGAAGAGAAAAUCAGACUAUUCCACCAAUCGCUUGAAGGCUCAGCUUUACAAAAUGAAAAUCACCAACCGCAUUUUGGGAAGAAAAGUACCUUGGGAAUGACUUUGAAGACAAAGAACCAAAAAAGCAGUCUGCUGUUUCAAUAAAACUUACUGCAUGUCGUGAAUUUUUCAGCAGCUUUCCUGUGUAUGCUGAAAUUUGUAUGAAUAGACUACUCAGGCAAUUUUCCAAUUAUGCAAAUAGAUUUCAUGAAUUUUAAUUAGCAUCAUGGGUGCCCUUCCCAGCUAAUAUGACUGCUUCUAGAGUACAGUGAUCUCAUGAAGAUUUAUAAAAAAAGAAAAAGAAAAAAUGAUUUUCAACAGUGUGUGUAUAGUGUCCCAGAUCAAGGUAGUUUAGAAUUAAUUUAUGACAAUUAAAUCUGUGGAUUUGUUGAGUAGGUAGCCUGUUUACUUAUUUUUGGAUACUUGAAUUUCAUGGUGUUUUGUACUUUUUUAUAACUGAACUUGUUAUCCUGGUUUUUUUGUACUACUACAGCUACUGAAGAAAAUUAAACGUCUUAAGACUCUUUCCCCCA